CUGAGCUCGCGAUGAAGGCGGUCGUGACGUCAGCUUGACCGUGCGGCUGCAAGGUCCACUUAAAAUGCUCGAGCUCUGCGAAAUGUCUCGCAAACUUCACCCCGUUCCUCUUGCUAUCCGUCCAACACAAGGAUAUAUAAUUCGCCCACCAUGGCUAUGGUAAGUCGCAGCGACUGCGACACUGGCAGCGCAUCGAUACUAGCUGGCUGAUUCCGCCGGUGUUACAGGCUAUCCAGAUGUAAGUCAUUUGCAUCGCCUUUCCAGCCAUAGUGGGAUAUGUAACUGAACUCAUGACGAAAAGCGCGACGUUCUUGCACCAGUGGUGGUACGCACAAAACUCAGUGCCUACAAAGACCUCAGACCCUCUCCGAAUCGGGAUCCUGUCAUCAGCCAUGAUCAACGCUGCAGGUAUCAUCCGGCCCGCACAGACUCACGGCGAGGUCGUGCUCUCCGCAAUCGCCUCCCGCGACUUCGAGACCGCACAAUCGCAGGCAAAGAAGUACAACAUCGCCCACGCGUUCGGCUCAUACGACGAGCUCCUCGACAGCCCGCUCGUCGACUUCGUCUACAUCUCGCUCCCGAACGGGCAGCACGGCGAGUGGGCAAUCAAGGCACUCGAGAAGGGCAAGCACGUCCUCCUCGAGAAGCCAUUCACCGCGAACGAGGCGGAGGCCCGGCGCGUGGUCGAGACCGCGCAGCGCACCGGGAAGGUUGUCAUGGAGGCGUUCCACUGGCAGUGUCACCCCGCAGCGCAUGCGUUCAAGGACAUCAUUUCCAAGCAUGGCAAGAUCCUAAAGACACACGCGAUCAUGACCUCGCCCAUCGGUUCCAUCCCCUCGUCGGACAUCCGCUGGCAGUUCGACCUAGCAGGCGGCGCGUUCAUGGACAUGACCUACGUCAUCUCCAGCACGCGCUUCGCGCUCGACGCCGGUGCACCCGUGCGCGUGGUGUCCGCGCACGCACGGCCCUCGCCGUGGGACGCGCGCGUCGACGAGGCGAUGGAGGCGACGCUCGUGUAUCGAAAGGGCUCCGCAGAGGGGAGCGAGGGCGAGUAUGACGUCGAGGCAGAGGUCUACGCGGACAUGCGCCGCGCGAACGUCGCAGGGGUCAUCCCGCGCGUGUGGGAGCUCCCCACGAUCGAGGUCGAGACGGAGCGUGCGGUCGUCACGCUCUACAACUUCAUGAUGCCUCACCUCUACCACUACAUCGCGAUCAAGGACAAGGCGACGGGCGAGACGCGGUACGUGAAGCACUACAAGCGCUCCGGCAAGACGCGCGAGCACGGCGAGGAGUACUGGAGCACGUACCGCUGGCAGCUCGAGGUGUUCGUCGACAAGCUCCGCGGGCGCGAGCCGGCGCACUGGGUCACGAACCAGAGCUCUGUUGAUCAGAUGAAGUCGAUCGACAUGGUCUACGAGGCUGCGGGGCUCCCGUUACGCCCAGCGACGAGGGAUGUCGUGAAGCAGUGAGGACGUUGAUUGACAUCGUAGAAAGAGAAAAGCAACUGUCAGGGCCGAGAUGGCCGUCGGAACCGCUGAACAGACGAUAGCAGGCUGAUUCAACGUGCGGGAUGCAUAGAAUUCAUGUGACACUAGUCAAAACCACCUACUUAUGUACUGUGAGUCGAGAAAAAAAGGGCAGG
Molecule: messenger RNA, 1642 nt
Organism: Fomitopsis serialis
Lineage: Eukaryota; Fungi; Basidiomycota; Agaricomycetes; Polyporales; Fomitopsidaceae
Product: NAD binding Rossmann fold oxidoreductase
Exons: 6
Coding region: 291-1469 (392 amino acids)
Molecular function (GO): nucleotide binding
Source: RefSeq, a predicted model, not a curated record